Molecule: messenger RNA, 2457 nt
Organism: Zophobas morio
Lineage: Eukaryota; Metazoa; Arthropoda; Insecta; Coleoptera; Tenebrionidae
Product: zinc transporter foi-like
Exons: 7
Coding region: 328-2238 (636 amino acids)
Biological process (GO): intracellular monoatomic cation homeostasis; zinc ion import across plasma membrane
Cellular component (GO): plasma membrane
Molecular function (GO): zinc ion transmembrane transporter activity; monoatomic cation:bicarbonate symporter activity
Source: RefSeq, a predicted model, not a curated record
GACUACGACCUGUGACUACGACUACGUUCCAUUUCCAUGCCGAAGCUAAGCUGUUUGCCUAAACAGUCCGGUCUGUGUUGGUCUUUACAAUUAACAUAUAUCAAACACUAGUUAGUGGAUUUGAUCUAAAUGUUUUGUUCAUGAAUGUGAGAUGUGACUGAAAGUCAGAUUUAAUAGUUUUUCUUCCGUUUUACACGUAUUGGAACGUAUUAGUGAUGCUGUGAUUGCUGUGCGGUAAUAUUAGCGAGGAACUGUGAGGUUAUUGGCGUCUGCUGUGUACGGUUUUUGAUUAUUUUUUAUCUGCAUUAAUUACGCCUUUUGAUUGAGAUGGCAGCUCAUGUAAUCAGUGUGUGCGUAUUUUGUUUGAUUUGUGCUACUCACUCCCCUUGUGGUUCCCAUGCAGCCGUGGCCCAUGAAAAUCCGCAAGUUCACAAUUACCACAAUGUACACAAUCCAACGAUUAUCAAAAGAGAAAAAUUUAAAGAAAAGGAUCCCUGGGACAAUAGUGUGUUAAAUAUUAGUGGUGAAAACACUAAAGUGCAUGUUCUUAAUAAACGACAGAGUGAUGACAGUAGCGAUAUUAACGUUAACAAUAAAAACUUUUAUCUUAAAAAACUAUUUGCUAAAUACGGUGACGGAAAGACACUGACUAUCGACGGUUUUCAAAACUUACUCGACCAUUUAUUCGAACUUCAAUUAUUAGGGAAACAUUUGAAUCAUACUGAGGCUUCCAGUGAGCCGCAGACUAACGACACGUGUUUUAUAAAUAAAUCAUUAGUGGCGGUCUCAAACUCAUCAUCCUCGAAUAAUCAGACUGACGCUUUAAAUUACACAACGAUAGAUACUCUAUGCCCCGCAAUACUCUACAGCAUCGUAUCUGGAAGUUGUACGCACAACGUAUUAGGUUUAGGUGUAAAAGAAGAAAGUAUUAGGCACACAUCAACCAGUGUAAGCACGUGGUUGUACUCUAUGGGUGCCGUAUUCGUAAUUAGUGCAUGCGGAGUCCUGUCACUGCUAAUUAUCCCUGUGAUGCAGAAGAAAUUCUACAAACCGCUUCUUCAGUUUCUGGUAGCUUUAGCUGUAGGCACGCUGGCUGGCGAUGCUUUGUUGCAUUUAUUGCCACACGCUAUGAGUAGCGGUCACCAUCACGACCACGGGCAUGAAGAGAGUCAUGAGAAUAUGUGGAAAGGAUUUGUUGCUAUGCUAGGUUUGAUUCUUUUCUUCGUCAUGGAAAGAUUUAUACCACUGGUGCAUAGGUGGAGAAAGGGUAAACCGCAGAAGAGCCAUUCUCAUGUCAAGGUGUUGAGCAGUGGUUUAGAUAUCAAUAAAGCGGCUGAUACUCAGUGUAAGGAUAGGUAUAAUGCAUAUCCUCGUUGCUAUAAAGACAUCGUUGAUGACCCAAAUACUACGUUUUUAGAGGCUGGUGAAACAUCUAAUGGACUGGAAGAGUUGUUAAGUACAAGAAAGAAAAAGCCUCUUAAACAAAAUGCUCUUUGCGGAAGAGGCGAAAUGGCAAAAUCAGAGGCUACUACCAAAGAUAAAGAAAACGGCGAGACUAACCAAAACAUGACCGAGUGUCCCAACGAUCUAAACUCAUCUAAUAAUUGUACUGAAAUAAAUAAAAUGUUGCCUCAUAUUGAGGUCAGCGGCCAUGAAGAACCUGAAGCUGACUACACAGUCAUACUAACUGAACACGGUGCAGUCCACCACGGUCAUUCCCAUUUGCAUGGCCAUGUCCAUGCAGCUCCCCAGAAUUUCUCGUCUGUGGCAUGGAUGGUCAUAAUGGGAGACGGCUUGCACAAUUUCACUGAUGGUAUGGCGAUAGGAGCCGCGUUUUCUGGAAGCGUAGCUGGAGGAUUUUCUACAGCAGUCGCAGUGUUUUGUCACGAGUUACCCCAUGAAGUUGGAGACUUUGCUAUGCUUCUGAAGGCCGGGAUGAGCAUCAAACAGGCGUUGUUCUACAAUAUAAUCUCGAGUAUUCUGUGUGUCUUAGGCAAUCUACUUGGAGUGUGGUUAGGGAAUACUGAAGUGGCGAGUUCUUGGGUGUUUGCGGUAGCAGCCGGUACUUUCAUUUACAUCGCUUUGGUGGAUAUGAUUCCAGAAUUGAGUUCUGCUCAUGAAGAUGAAGGAAACCUCAUACAGUCGAUCUUACAUUUAAGUGGUUUACUUUUGGGUUUUGGGAUAAUGACUUUAAUUGCUCUUUAUGAACAUGAUCUGAAGAAUAUGUUUAAGGAUUAAUUUUUUAUAUUUAUUUUCUAAUGGCUGUUUUAAACUAAUAGUGAGUUAAAUAUCGUGUAAAGAAACUAUUUACAAAGACCCCAUUUUUACGAACUAUUUGACGUCCCCUCUUCCUUCUCUAUUACUUGUAGGUAUUAGGUCUAGUAAAGACGUAACUACCUAUUGUGUACACUUUUGUGUAAGAGAACAGUAUCAGAAAAAAUAAAAUUUAUUUACAAA